This is a messenger RNA of Bolinopsis microptera, 1997 nucleotides long. Its product is annotated as autophagy protein 5-like. The coding region runs from base 1 to 873 and encodes 290 amino acids. Gene Ontology annotation, molecular function: Atg8-family ligase activity. Gene Ontology annotation, cellular component: Atg12-Atg5-Atg16 complex; phagophore assembly site membrane; cytoplasm. The transcript is spliced from 7 exons. The record is from RefSeq and is a predicted model, not a curated record. Gene Ontology annotation, biological process: nucleophagy; autophagosome assembly; cellular response to nitrogen starvation. NCBI's taxonomy places the organism in Eukaryota, Metazoa, Ctenophora, Tentaculata, Lobata, Bolinopsidae.
AUGGCAAAUGAUAGAGAGGUAUUGCGAGAAGUAUGGGAUGGAAGGCUUCCGAUCAAGUUUUCUAUCGGCGAGGAGGACAGAGAGCUGCUGUUAACAGAGAAGGAUCCUUACUAUAUCUUGGUCCCCAGAAUGACCUACCUCCCCCUCCUCCCUGUCAAGAAACACUUUGAGAGUGCCAUACCCGUCACUGACUCCUCAGAUAAUCAGCCGACAGAGCUGUGGUUCUCCUACAAUGACGUGCCCCUGAAGUGGCAGGUCCCAAUAGGAGUGCUGUACGACCUGGUGGGGGGUGACACUCUGCCUUGGGAGAUUAAACUCAGGAUAUCAGAGUUCCCCGAUGAUAAGCUCUCAAGACUGGGAACUAACCUCGAGGAAAUAGUAAGGAGCAGUUUUAUCCACAACGUUAAAGAAGCAGGGUACAUGAAGCACCGGGGAGCGGUUAUGAUGCACCUCCUUCCGGACCAGCACACUCAACUCUGGAGGGGUCUUCAUAGGGACAAGUUCGACGAUUUCUGGAAGAUAAACCACCGGUUGAUGGAACAUAUAGACAACGCCCCCUACCGGUGUAUUCCCUUCAGAAUUUAUAGUGGUAUUCACGACCGUUACAUUCAAAAAUUUUUCAAGCCGAUGACAAAGGAUGAGAAGCUGACCACGUUGGGACAGCUGUUAAAACAGUUUCUGCCGGAGAGUGUGGUUGAGUCAGAUGACUCUGACGAUCCUGAUGUUAUCAAAUCGUACGAGGUAUCUAACGGGUGGAAGGUGAAGAUACACGGUAUAGAGACGCCUCUAAACACGCCUAUUCAGUGGUUAUCCGAACAUCUCUCUCAUGCAGAUAACUUCCUUUACAUUGUUACCGUUAAUUCUAACAGUUAGCUCUUAUAUAAUAGGGGUUAUUUAGUGGAACGAUUUAGAAUUGGCGGUUUUUCUGAAAUUUCCAUUACAGUCAGCCAAUAAUGCUCUGGUAAUGAAAAUAGAGGGCUUCAGCGAGGGCUAUAUGUUCAAAGUUCCUAGCGUUUCAAGUGGUAAUACCGUGAAGCUGCUUCACGGUAUUACCACUUGAAACGCUAGGAACUUUGAACAUAUAGCCCUCACUAGUCACUAAACGUAUUUUUGACCGUAAAAUCGAUUAAAAGUGGUCCGGUUAUGAUUGGAUUGAUUUUUAUGUGCAUUUUGAUCGGCUGAACGUAUUGAACAUUUCUAAAGAACCGCCAAUCCAAAAUCGGUGCACUGAGUGAUCUUGCAAACUGUUAACUAGCCAUAUUCUUAGUAGGGAAGGUAUGGUCGUUUUAGUGCUGAUUGAGCGACCUGAUCUUCAUUUUGAUCCGUGUGAAUUUAGGUGCGAGUUAUCAGGUUGUAGCCUGUAGGUUGAAUUUUAAAAUGUGUGAUUAAAUUGUCGAACUUUGUGUAGGGAAAAAUUACGGGAAAUCAAGUUUAAAUGAAGUGAUGCUCGCAGUUGAAUAUGUAUUGGAUAGUGAAAAUGAAAUAUUCAACCAUUAUUUCGUAAUCAGAGAGUGUUAAUUUAGAAUUUGCAAUUUGCAGCCGCUGGACGGUCUUUUUAUUUGAACUUUUUCUGGUUUCCGCGUGAUCUUGUCCUGAUUUCGUUUUUAGGGCGAUUAAAGAACCAGUUGAGCAAACUUCGUAGACGACAAAUGCAAUGAUUCAGCCUGUAGUUUAAGUGUUUUGUUGUCCCACUGUGCAGGAUUUUCGAGUACUCAAUUUUAAGAUUUCGUCUCAUGGUUUGGCACAGUUUUGGUAAUAACAUUCUGUUAAUCUCAUUGUUUAUUUUUAGCUGUUAGUAUAAUGUUGAAUGGAAUUUUAUGAUUUCCUUUUGUUGCAUACCGGGCAUCUUAUCAUUCACGUGACACUAUUCAAGAGUCAAAACUAUGUAAUCAAGGGAGCUUUCGUCGGAUUGUAUAGUUUUGAUUAUAAUUAUUGUUGUUUUUAAUUUUGUAUGAUAUGAGAUAUUUUGUAUAGCUAGGAUGCUUAACUGAUUUACU